This is a messenger RNA of Pieris macdunnoughi, 1272 nucleotides long. Lineage: Eukaryota; Metazoa; Arthropoda; Insecta; Lepidoptera; Pieridae. The record is from the annotation of a GenBank genome assembly.
AUGAGUUUGAGCCGUUUAAGGAGUGCUUUGAGAUGUGAUUUGGUGAAAGUUAGUCCAUCAAGCGCGCUGGUUGCGAAAGUUUGGGGACCUUGUAUGAGGGAAUUAAGCACUGGUACUUCGCAACGUGGUGCUGUUUCACAACACAACACCAAACCAGAUUGGAAUAGAGCUGUGAGUGAGGCCGAGAAAAUUGUUGGUUAUCCAACAUCUUUUCUUAGUUUGAGAUGGGUGAUGAGCGACGAAAUCGCAAAUGUCGCGUUGCAUUUGCGAAAAUUGGUAGGAAGCAAUCAUCCGUUGCUGAAAACUGCUAAAAACUUAAUUUACAAUGGCAAGAACAACAUGCAAGCUUGGGGUCUCAUCGUAUUGUUGGUGUCGAAGGCAGCUGGUCACAGCCCUGAAAUCCCUGACAUGGAACAGGAUAAGGCUGCGGGGGUGUUGCACAGCCAACGCGCCCUCGCCGAAGUUACAGAAAUGAUUCGCACAUCGCAUCUCGUUCACAAAGGCCUUGUGAAUAUGAACUCAAGUCGUCCAAUUGAAGAACCAGAUAAUAUGAUGUUUGGAAACAAAAUAGCAUUACUCAGUGGCGAUUACCUCUUGGCUAACUCUUGUACCGAAUUGGCUAAUUUACGGAAUCAAGAGCUAGUAGAGCUGAUGUCAUCAGCGGUAAGAGAUUUAGCGGAGGCUGAGUUUCUUGGAGAGAGAGAUGAGCAGAACAAUCCAUUACCUUCACGACCUCUGCCGGUUGACCAAUUGGAGCCAGCUUCAGACUGGGAGUGCCUUACCUCGCCGCUACCAAUGACGGGCGUGGCAGGUUGCGGUCGCCGUGAAUGGGUAGCGAGACACGUUCUCGCAGCUGGAGCUUUGCUAGGAAAGAGCUGCUCAGCUGCACUUAAGCUGGCGGGGCAUGAUCCAGCGUUGCAGAGCAAGGGAUAUCUAUUCGGUUGCCACCUAGCACUAGCGUGGCAGGCAUUCCUGGAUCUGGAAGCGUUCACAGGCCCAGAACCAACCAGCUUCUCUCUCGUGGGAGCUCCACUCGCCUUCACAUUAGAAGCGAGGCCUGAACUCUACUCUUAUAUCGAGGCUGGUCGCAAAAGUGUACAGGACGUCGACUAUCAUGCUCUAUACGAAGCAGUAGUAGCGGGCAAUGGUAUAGAACAGACCAAAGCAUUACAACGGGAGCACAUUUCACGCGCGUGCGACGUCCUCGACAGCUUUCCAAAUUGUGACGCGCGGACGGCACUCACCAACAUAAUUGUUGCUAUGCAUCCCUGA